Closterium sp. Naga37s-1 is the source of this 895-nucleotide messenger RNA. The record is from the annotation of a GenBank genome assembly. Lineage: Eukaryota; Viridiplantae; Streptophyta; Zygnematophyceae; Desmidiales; Closteriaceae.
AUAUCUGCAUGCAAACAGCCUCACUGGCUCGAUACCGGCCACACUUGGCAACCUUUCGAACCCGGGAGAUCUACUUUUGCGCUUCAACAAGUUGAAAGGAACGAUUCCUGAGUCGCUUUUCAAUCUCACGAGUCUUAACACGUUAAGUGUUGACGGAAACUAUCUAACUGGUUCAAUCUCAUCAAAUCUGGGCAACCUUGAAGCGCUGAUUUCCCUGAACCUUGGCUACAACAGUUUCACAGGGCCCAUUCCUGACUCUAUUGGCAAGCUCGCAAAUCUGAACGUUUUAGCUCUAUUGGGAAAUAAACUGACAGGCUCAAUACCGGUAACAAUAGGCAACCUUAUCCAUCUGACUGGCUUGUACCUUUCGCUCAACAGCCUGAUUGGCAGCAUCCCAGAGUCCACUGGCAACCUCCUGCAGCUCACAACCUUGGAAGUCUCACGGACCGAACUGACUGGAUACCUCCCCCCGACCCUGGGAAAACUCUCCAAGCUCAUUCAACUGUCUCUGGAUGAAACGGCAGUCACGUGCCCACCUGACAGCACCCCAUGUGUGGUUCAGCAGUCUGCUCAAAGCGCGUUUUGCAGUGAAUGUCCCUCCUUCUGCACUACUUGCGUCACGUCAGCACCACCCCCCCCCUCCCCACCUCCAGCGUCCCUCUCCCCACCUCCACCUCCCCCCACACCGCCCCCAUCCUCCUCCUCUUCAAGCCCCCCCUUCUCACCCGAAGCAUAUCCCUCGCAGUCAGGAGGCGGUCUCUCAGUGGGAGCCAUUGCCGGCAUUGCUGCGGCUGCUGUGAUGCUGCUGAUCAUUGGCGUGCUGCUGGGGUGGCGAGUCUACAGGAGAUUAACACCACGUGCUGUAGGUAUACCAGUAUGCAUGGAGCAGGAAUAG